UCCUACACCCUGGGUGCUCGCUCCUCCUCCCGUCCCCUGCGCAUCCCUGCUCUCGCUCCUGGAGCUCUGCAGAGUCUCACUGGGGCGCUGCAGCGAGGGAGCUUCAGGCUCACCAAAACCGGGACCGCUGCGGAAGCCAGGGCAGGGUCGGCUUCGCUGACACCAUGAAUGGCUCGGGCAGCCUGGGGGCCGAGGACACGAGCCAGGAAGUCAGCAGCGGCGGCUGGCAGCCCGAGGCGGUCCUCGUGCCCCUGCUUUUCGCGCUCAUCUUCCUCGUGGGCACCGUGGGCAACGCGCUGGUGCUGGCUGUGCUGCUGCGCGGCGGCCAGGCGGUCAGCACCACCAACCUGUUCAUCCUCAACCUGGGCGUGGCCGACCUGUGCUUCAUCCUGUGCUGCGUGCCUUUCCAGGCCACCAUCUACACCCUGGACGGCUGGGUGUUCGGCUCGCUGCUCUGCAAGGCCGUUCAUUUCCUCAUCUUCCUCACCAUGCACGCCAGCAGCUUCACACUGGCCGCGGUCUCCCUGGACAGGUAUCUGGCCAUCCGCUACCCGCUGCACUCCCGCGAGCUGCGCACACCUCGAAACGCGCUGGCGGCCAUCGGGCUCAUCUGGGGGCUCGCACUGCUCUUCUCCGGGCCCUACUUGAGCUACUACCGUCAGUCAGAGCUAGCCAACCUGACCGUGUGCCACCCAGCAUGGAGCGCGCCUCGACGCCGCGCCAUGGACCUCUGCACCUUCGUCUUCAGCUACCUGUUGCCUGUGCUCGUCCUCAGCCUGACCUACGCGCGUACCCUGCGCUACCUCUGGCGCACAGUCGACCCAGUGGCGGCAGGCUCGGGCUCCCAGCGCGCCAAACGCAAGGUGACACGCAUGAUCGUCAUCGUCGCCACGCUCUUCUGCCUAUGUUGGAUGCCCCACCACGCACUUAUCCUCUGCGUGUGGUUUGGUCGCUUCCCGCUCACGCGCGCCACUUACGCGCUGCGCAUCCUUUCACACCUAGUUUCUUAUGCCAACUCGUGUGUCAACCCCAUCGUUUACGCGCUGGUCUCUAAGCAUUUCCGCAAGGGUUUCCGAAAAAUCUGCGCAGGCCUGCUGUGCCGCGCCCCGAGGCGAGCCUCAGGCCGGGUGUGCGUUGUGGCGCCUGGCAACCAUAGUGGCAGUGUGCUGGAACGCGAGUCCACAGACCUGACACAUGUGAGCGAGGCAGCGGGGCCUCGUCCAGCACCCGGACUUCCCAACUGCACAGCCUCGAGUAGAGCCCUCAGCCCUGUUGGUUAAAGGAUCAAAGGGCAUCUAAGGACAUCUUCACAGUGUGGCCUGAGGACACCUGCGGGUUGCAGCCAAAGACUGAGAAUUGUAGGGAAUGCUUCUCUGAUAUUCAACUGCACAGAUUGCUAGUCAUGUGACAUAAGCCUUCAAUCCCAGCACUUGGGUAGUUGAAGGAACAGGAGCAAAGCCAGCCUUGAGUUUGAGCCCCCCUUGAACUACACGAGAU
This is a messenger RNA of Peromyscus eremicus (cactus mouse), 1497 nucleotides long. RefSeq names its product galanin receptor 2 (gene Galr2). Gene Ontology annotation, cellular component: membrane. Gene Ontology annotation, biological process: negative regulation of adenylate cyclase activity; neuropeptide signaling pathway; positive regulation of cytosolic calcium ion concentration. Gene Ontology annotation, molecular function: galanin receptor activity. NCBI's taxonomy places the organism in Eukaryota, Metazoa, Chordata, Mammalia, Rodentia, Cricetidae. The record is from RefSeq and is a predicted model, not a curated record.